AUGUGCGCCGCUGCCGGCGGGUCGCCACCGUCUCCGGAGCAUGAGCCCCUGCCAGUGCCGGCCGUGUGGCCCUUCCCGCCGCCGGAGUACCGGAUGCAGCACUGGUGGCCCGGGAUCCAGGCGAUCGAGCGGUCGACCGAGGGGUCUUUUGGGAUUUUAAUUGUGGACUUCCGGGAUUCCGGCCCGGCGGCCCAGCUGGCCGGGCCCCAGCGCGUGGCCUUGCGAACGUCGUCCAGCAUCCGAGCGGAGUUCAUGGCGGCCCGGCUGGCCAGUUGCCUGGCCCUGGUGUACCCCCAGUGGGAGCUCCUCACCCGGGAGUCGGACGUAUUCGGCGCCUGCGAGUGGGCCACCCUGGCGACAUACUGCCUGCGCUUUUCCGCCCGGUCGGUGGGCUACUCGGCGGAGGAGGUACGCACGGGGGGGGGGGCCGCCCACCCCGGGGGGCGGUGUUUGCCGCCACGAUGA
Fonticula alba is the source of this 465-nucleotide messenger RNA. RefSeq lists its product as hypothetical. The transcript has a single exon. Bases 1 to 465 code for a protein of 154 amino acids. The record is from RefSeq and is a predicted model, not a curated record. NCBI's taxonomy places the organism in Eukaryota, Rotosphaerida, Fonticulaceae.